Messenger RNA from Sphenostylis stenocarpa, 1071 nucleotides. NCBI's taxonomy places the organism in Eukaryota, Viridiplantae, Streptophyta, Magnoliopsida, Fabales, Fabaceae. The record is from the annotation of a GenBank genome assembly.
AUGGAAUAUCUAGGGAUUGAUCUAAGCUGUGCCGUGGGAUCGCUCCGCCACGGCCACUUCCCGGAGAAGGAUUGCUUGCUCCCUCUCAUUUCUAAACUCCUCGGCUACGCCAUCGUUGCCGCCUCCACCACCGUCAAACUUCCUCAGGCACUAAUCGUUAACCGUUUCAUUAUUAGUUUCUUCGAUUCACAUGUUCCGUUUUUUGCUACCAAAUACUACUACUGCGUUAGCGUUAGGAUUUUGAAAAUUCUGAAGCAUCAGAGUGUGAGAGGCCUUAGCAUGAUAUCCUUUGAGCUCGAAGUUGUCGGAUACACCAUCGCUUUGGCUUACUGUCUCUACAAAGGCCUUCCGUUCUCCGCUUACGGAGAGUUGUUGUUUCUUUUGAUCCAAGAAUACUAUCUAGACCUCUUUGUCGUACAUGAUUUUGUUCACGAUUUUGAUUAUCUAACUGCUUCUUCCUCUCUAUUUUUUGAUACAGCUGUAAUAUUGGUUGCCAUAAUCUACUACUAUUCUCGACCUCUGAAUACAAUAACAUGGAUCCGGGCAUUGCUAUAUUGUGCUGUAGCACCAACUAUUUUAGCUGGUCAAAUUGAUCCUUUCCUCUUUGAAGCUCUGUAUGCAUCCCAGCAUGCAAUUUUUCUCUUUGCCCGGAUCCCACAAAUAUGGCAAAACUUCUCUUUAGAGUAUUCACAACUAUCCAAGAAAAGGCACCAAAUAGUGGUCUUAAUGUACGACGUUAAUUUGCCUUUGAGAUUUCAUCUUACUCGAGUAUUAGAAGAUCUUCGGUUGAAGUAUCUUCCAAAUUGCAUGGGUCAAAUCGCCUUGAGAGUUGCCAUUUACUGGUUCAGUUUAAGCUGCGACAAUUGGGAUGCAAAUAAAAGGUCACCUGCGUGCUGCCAAAGAAAUCAAAUAAUGUCAAACACAUGCAGAAGUCUUGGAUAUAUCGACAAGGCCGAAUACAUUCGGUUGCACCACCAAAAGGCUAAACAAAUGGUGUAUGAAUAUGAAUCAGACAGAAUCCAAUACAGAAAUAGUGUUUCAGAAGAUAAAAACAAACAAACAAAUGAGUAA